AUGGCGGGCUCGGAUGACUUCGAAGAGCGUAUGAAGGAGAUGUAUGAUGCCAUUGUCCUGAAUCCUAGAAAUAUCGGCUACGACAGUAACUUGUUCCGCAAGCAUGUUCGGUUUGGCUCUGCGAGCCACGGCCCCCCAGCCCGCGUCACAUAUAUUGCAACAGUAGCCUCCGAAAUGUGCAAUGGACUAGGCAAUUUGCACGGCGGGUGUGCUACAACGCUGGUCGAUGUCGCUACUACGACGUUACUGCUUGGGAUGGGCGGGCAUUUCUCCAUGGGCGGCGUUAGUCGGUCGUUGAAUAUGACUUUCCUCCGCCCUGCGCCAGAAGGGACGGAGAUCUCUAUCAAUUGUGAACUCGUUCAGGCUGGGAAACGACUGGCAUUGUUGAAAGCUGAUAUUCGUCGGACGGAUACGAACCAGGUACUUGUCUUGGGCGAUCAUGAUAAGGCUAGCACGCCGAUGGAUGCUUCGGCGGUGCUGUGA
Molecule: messenger RNA, 483 nt
Organism: Arthroderma uncinatum
Lineage: Eukaryota; Fungi; Ascomycota; Eurotiomycetes; Onygenales; Arthrodermataceae
Product: thioesterase
Exons: 2
Coding region: 1-483 (160 amino acids)
Molecular function (GO): fatty acyl-CoA hydrolase activity
Source: RefSeq, a predicted model, not a curated record